AUGGUCCAUAUCACCCUCACCGGGGCCGGCGGCAACGGUGCCCGCUUCGGCUACGACGGCUUCCUGGGCCUCACGCCCGUCGUCGUCCGGGGUACUGUCGCCACUCACAUAGACAGUGACGGCAAGCCGCUGCCUGCCCGAGCCCUGACCGCGCAUGUGCGCUGCUACGAAGUCCGCCACUCGCGCUUCGGGCAGUCCUACACGCACAUCAUGGCCGACCACGUCCAGACGCUCUGGUCGUCGCCCCACGAGGGCGCCACGCCACUGGGCGAAUUCGAGGCGCCCUUUCGGAUCGUCGUCCCGGUCGACAGCGCCGGCGCGAGCACGGCCGCGUUUCCGGACUACCGCGUCUUCUGGCGCGUCGAAGCCGCGAUCUCGCACCCGUCCAUCGCCGGCGUUGGCAAUCGUACUUCCAAACAGGUCGACAUCCCCAUCACCCGAUAUGCAGCACCGACGCCGCCGCCAUUCGCCCCGGGCCCGUCCCAUCAUUUCCUGUCAUCGAAUAAACCCCGCGCGCCAUUACUCCACUACCGCGUUCGCGUGCCGCCAGAGGCUGUGGGCCCUCAGGAUAUUCUCUCCGUCACACUUGACGUACGGCCCGCCGACCCGGCCGUCAUCGUCCGUUCCGCCAGUCUCACCGUCGAACGCCGCAUUGAGCUGCGUGACCCGCCAUCAACGUCUAGCAAUGCAUCAAUCGACAGCUUUGCCUCUUCGUCUACUGGUUCUACAUCUGCGCGACCUUUGCUCCCACCCACUCCCGCGUCCCCUGCUCUCUUCAGUUCUGGUUCCACUCCACCCUCGGCAUACGCUGAUGCCAUCAAAACUUCCACUACCAUCGUCGCCGGCGCAGAGUCCGGCGCAGGCCGUUUCGCUCGCGACGAGAACGGGUUAUAUACUCGGACGCUAGCAUUACAAUGGCCGGCUUCACGAAGUACUGCGCGCUGGGCACUGGGCGAAAGCCUUGACACAACACUCGCUCGCAUAACUUUCUCAGUGAAAGCUCGCGUGGUCGUUUCGGGACCUAAUGGGACGGACAGUGUGGAGCUACGGGAGGAGCCAUUGACCGUCGUCGCGACGAAUGCGGCUCAAAGACGACUUGCUUUGGCCAGGUGGCAAGAAGUGCAGGCGCGGGAUGAGGCUCUGGGAAUCAGCACACCCGCUCCACCGUAUGCGAAGAGGGAAGCGGAGAGAGUGAGUGUGAGGGAUCCGCCUGGGCUGGAACGGCCUAGUACCGGCGCACGGAGAAAAGACAGGGAUGAACGGCCGAGCAGACGCGCGUCCGCAAGACCGCAUACAUCGUCUGGCGCGGCAGGGGGAGGAGGGGGGCGCCCGAAAACACGCGACGGACGUGCCCAAACAUUCGGCGAGGGCGCAUUGCGGCCCUUGACAGCUCGCCCAGCCGUAUCUGCGCCGAUACCGACACCUGCAACAGCCACUGGCAGUGUCAUCACGCCGCCCAGCAGCGCACCACCGCAGAUACAGGGCAUUCCAACACCGACGGCCGUAGUGAGGUUAAACACCAUCACCGGCGAAACGACUGUUGGCGCCGUACUUCCUCCCCAGAUGGAGCUCGUCAGAGCCUGGGAAGAGGAACUUGCUCGCAUCGAACGCCGUGCGAGGCGACGAAGCGAUGCCCAAAACACACGGCGAGGUAGCGAUGCCCAGCGGCGCGUCGUGCGCGUUGGAUAG
Peniophora sp. CBMAI 1063 is the source of this 1689-nucleotide messenger RNA. The record is from the annotation of a GenBank genome assembly. Lineage: Eukaryota; Fungi; Basidiomycota; Agaricomycetes; Russulales; Peniophoraceae.